CGUACUUUUCUCGCUCUUUCUUUCUCUCUCUUCACUGUCAUUUAGUGCUUUCAAUGACAGCGAGGACUCGCCUGAGGCUACUUGGCACCACUGUCGGAGCAGCCAUCGCCACCGCAUACGGCGGUGCGAUCCUUCUUCAUCCUACAGUAUCCUCCAGCGAUCAUGGAGGCGGAGUGUCCCACCUUGCUGCCAUCCGGCAGAAGAUCCACGAUCCCCGUGCCGUCGUUCCAUCAAGAGAGGUCCAGCAAUCGUCGCUGAUCGGCGCCAGCUCGGCUAACCCUCUCGACAUUCUCAUUAUCGGCGGUGGCGCGACUGGUUCCGGCGUGGCGCUCGAUGCCGUGACCCGGGGACUCCGAAUUGGUCUCGUUGAAAGGGAGGAUUUCUCUUCCGGAACUUCCUCCCGCUCCACAAAGCUCAUACAUGGAGGUGUUCGUUACUUGGAGAAAGCUGUCUUUAAACUUGACUAUGGCCAACUGAAAUUAGUAUUCCAUGCACUUGAGGAGCGUAAACAGGUUAUUGACAAUGCGCCACACCUAUGCCAUGCUUUGCCUUGCAUGACACCAUGUUUUGACUGGUUUGAAGUAGUGUACUACUGGAUUGGCUUGAAAAUGUACGAUUUGGUCGCAGGAGCACGACUCUUGCACUUAUCAAGAUAUUAUUCUGCAAAAGAGUCUGUUGAGCUCUUUCCCACUCUAGCAAGGGAGGGAAAAGGUAAACGCCUGAGGGGUACGGUUGUUUAUUAUGAUGGGCAGAUGAAUGAUGCACGACUUAAUGUUGGAUUGGCUUGCACUGCUGCAUUGGCUGGUGCAGCAGUGCUGAACCAUGCCGAAGUUGUAUCCCUACUGAAGGAUGAUGAAGGCAAACGGAUAAUUGGUGCACGAAUUAGGGACAAUUUGACUGGCAAAGAAUUUGAUACAUAUGCGAAAGUAAUUGUGAAUGCAUCUGGGCCGUUUUGUGAUUCUGUAAGGAAAAUGGCUGACAAAAAUGCACGAGAUAUGAUUUGUCCAAGCAGUGGUGUGCAUAUUGUACUCCCUGAUUAUUAUUCUCCAGAGGGAAUGGGCUUAAUUGUUCCUAAAACUAAGGACGGACGUGUUGUUUUUAUGUUACCAUGGCUGGGACGAACAGUUGCCGGAACCACAGAUUCCAACACUAAAAUUACUUUUCUUCCAGAACCACAUGAAGAUGAAAUACAAUUUAUAUUGGAUGCCAUAUCUGAUUACCUUAAUGUUAAAGUCCGACGCACUGAUGUUCUUUCGGCUUGGAGUGGCAUUCGCCCAUUAGCAAUGGACCCAUCAGCUAAAAAUACUGAGAGUAUCUCUAGGGAUCAUGUUGUCUGUGAGGAUCUCCCUGGUUUGGUUACCAUCACUGGUGGCAAGUGGACAACCUAUCGUGGAAUGGCAGAAGAUGCUGUUAAUGCAGCUAUAAAGUCUGGGAAGCUGACCCCCACCAAUGGAUCCGUGACCAACAAUCUCCGAAUUGUUGGUGGAGAAGGGUGGGAUCCUGCUUCUUUUACAGUUCUUACUCAACAGUAUGUGCGCAUGAAAGUAACACAUAGGGGAAAAGUUGUUCCAGGGGUAAUGGACACUGCUGCUGCAAAGCACUUGUCUCAUGCAUAUGGAACAUUGGCUGAAUGUGUGGCUGCCAUUGCUCAGAAUGAAAGUUUGGGUAAGCGACUUGCCCAUGGUUACCCUUUUUUGGAAGCUGAAGUGGCCUACUGUGCUCGUCGUGAAUACUGUGAAUCUGCCAUUGAUUUCAUUGCACGGAGGACCAGUCUUGCUUUCCUUGACACUGAUGCAGCAGGACGGGCCUUGCCUCGUGUGAUUCAAAUAUUGGCAACUGAGCACAAAUGGGACAAGUCAAGGCAGAAGGAAGAGUUGCAGAAGGCUAAGGAAUUUUUGGAGACUUUUAAAUCCUCCAAGAAUGCUCAGUUCUAUGAUGGGAAACACAAUUAGCUGGACUUGAACCGGAAAGGAGUCACCUAGAGCUUCCCUGGGUCAUGGAGAGGAGCUUUAUACAUCUUUGAAAUCAAUCAUUUAAUGAAUUUGUUAGGAGCUAGCAAACUGUAUCCGAGUUUGAUAGCUUGUCCGGGUCGACUCAUGUAUUUUUGCUGCUUGAAAGUGUUGUGAGUUAGUUUUUUGAUUUGUUAAAAAACAAGAGAUAGCAUAGGAAAAAAAAAAAAAAUUUACGGUUUGAGUGUACAAAUAAUAUUAGAAGAGAAAGACUAAUAACUACACUCCUUUAUUAUCUCAUUUUAUU
Molecule: messenger RNA, 2256 nt
Organism: Gastrolobium bilobum
Lineage: Eukaryota; Viridiplantae; Streptophyta; Magnoliopsida; Fabales; Fabaceae
Product: glycerol-3-phosphate dehydrogenase SDP6, mitochondrial-like
Exons: 7
Coding region: 54-1952 (632 amino acids)
Biological process (GO): glycerol-3-phosphate metabolic process
Cellular component (GO): glycerol-3-phosphate dehydrogenase (FAD) complex; mitochondrion
Molecular function (GO): glycerol-3-phosphate dehydrogenase (quinone) activity
Source: RefSeq, a predicted model, not a curated record